Molecule: messenger RNA, 1290 nt
Organism: Helianthus annuus (common sunflower)
Lineage: Eukaryota; Viridiplantae; Streptophyta; Magnoliopsida; Asterales; Asteraceae
Product: probable aspartyl protease At4g16563
Exons: 1
Coding region: 16-1290 (424 amino acids)
Biological process (GO): proteolysis
Cellular component (GO): extracellular region
Molecular function (GO): aspartic-type endopeptidase activity
Source: RefSeq, a predicted model, not a curated record
UCACAAACUUUAGACAUGCUGGAACCAUUAAAAGAAGUAAGGGAUGGAUACAUUAUUUCCCUAAACCUAGGCUCACCUCCACAAGUUAUUCAAGUGUAUAUGGAUACUGGAAGUGAUCUCACUUGGGUACCUUGUGGAAACCUAUCCUUUAAUUGCAUAGAUUGCCAAGAAUAUACAAUUCACUCAUCCAUGUCCCGAUACUCGCCUUUGCAUUCAUCAUCUUGUGUUAGGGAUACUUGCGCCAGCCAGUUUUGUAUCGAUGUGCAUAGCUCUGAUAACCCAUAUGACCCUUGUAACAUUGCAGGGUGCUCGUUAAGCACCCUAAUGAAAGGUAUUUGCUCAAGGCCAUGCCCUUCAUUCGUGUACACAUACGGAGAAGGUAUUGUUUCAGGAACCCUAACUAGGGAUACCCUAAGAGUUCAUGGAACCACUGACCGUGAUGUUACCCGGGAGGUAAGCAACUUCGGGUUUGGGUGCGUUGGUUCAACUUAUAGAGAACCCAUUGGAAUAGCAGGGUUUGGUAAAGGUUCAUUUUCUUUACCUUCUCAAUUAGGGUUUAUCCAAAAGGGUUUCUCUCAUUGUUUUUUGCCUUUUAAGUUUGCUAAUAACCCUAAUGUUUCAAGCCCUUUAGUUGUUGGAGAUCUUGCAAUCUCUUCAAAGGAAGAUAUGCAGUUCACUCCAAUGUUAACUAACCCGAUGUACCCGAACUACUACUACAUCGGGUUAGUGGGCAUAAGUCUAGGAACCGCGUCCGGUUCCUUGAUUCAAGUUCCCACAAACUUGAGAGACUUUGAUAUAUCUGGCAAUGGUGGUAUGUUGAUAGAUUCAGGAACCACAUACACUCAUUUACCACAACCAUUCUACUCUCAACUUCUCUCAGAGCUAGAAUCUGUCAUAAACCACCCUCGCGCAACCGAAGUGGAGGCGCGAACGGGGUUCGAUCUUUGCUUUAGGGUUCCAUGUAUAAACAACAUUACAAAUGGUUUGGCACUUAUGGAUAUUGAUGACCAUCUUCUUCCUUCAAUAACAUUCCAUUUCAUGAACAAUGUGAGUCUGGUUUUGCCACAAGGGAACAACUUUUAUGCAAUGGGUGCACCGCGUAACUCAACAGUGGUCAAGUGUUUAUUGUUCCAGAGCAUGGAUGAUGAGGAGUAUGGACCAGCUGGGGUGUUUGGGAGCUUUCAACAACAAAAUGUGGAGGUUGUUUAUGAUAUGGAAAAUCAGAGAAUAGGGUUUCAAACAAUGGAUUGUGCCUCAUCUUCAGCUUUUCAACAACUUAACAAACCUUGA